AUGGAUGACCUCAAUUGGAAGGAUGAAACCUCUCUAGAGACUGUCGAGCUCCCCACACCACCUGACGGGGGAAGUCGUGCUUGGUUUCACGUCUUUCUCUGCCACAUGGUCUUCUUCAACACGUGGGGCGUCGUAAACAGCUACGGCGUCUUUCAACAGUACUACACACAGACUCUUGGGCACGCGCCCAGCGACAUCGGAUGGAUUGGAGGAGUUCAGAUGUUUCUUCUCUUCGGCGCCGGUGUCUUUUCAGGUCGUGCCAGUGAUGCUGGCUAUUUCAGGCACUGCUUCAUUGCCGGCGUUGUGCUUCAAGUCCUUGGGGUUUGUCUUACUUCUCUCUGCACACGCUACUAUCAAAUCUUCCUCAGUCAGGCAGUCUGUGUUGGAAUUGGAAAUGGUCUCGUCUUUACUCCUGGGCUGUCUGUUAUGAGUUCUUAUUUCCAUAAUAAACGCCUUGUCGCCGUCGGUUUAUCGGCUGCCGGAGCUGCUACUGGCGGCAUGGUCUACCCAGCCACAGUCAAUGCACUUCUAUAUCACUCUAAUGUCGGAUAUCCGUGGACAAUGCGGGUUCUUGGAUUGAUAAUGCUUGUCACGCAUAUUCCGUCUAUAGUUGGGUACCGACCAUAUCUUCCGCCCCGUAUUACAGGACCGAUUGUGGAAUGGCAGGCGUUUCGUGAGAAGCCCUUCGUAUUCUUCACGGCCAGCAUGUUCUUCAACUUUUGGGGGUUAUACAUGGCCUUUUUCUACCUGGGCAUCUUUGCUCGAGAGACAAUUCAUCUGGCUGAUUCUUUGAAUCUCCUCAUUGUGUUGAACGGAGUGGGCGUGAUUGGCCGGACUGUGCCAAACUUCAUCGGCCAGAAAUACACUGGUAUUAUGAACAUUACUAUAGUUAUGUCGCUCAUAUCUGCCGUUUGUAUCUAUUGCUGGGCCGCGCUUCACGAUUCCGCAGGUCUCUAUGGCUGGACUGUCAUAUACGGGUUGGUUGCGGGCGGCGCACAGGCACUAUUCCCGGCGAUGGCGACUCGUCAAACGACAGAGCUAAACAAAGUUGGUACAAGAACAGGCAUGGUGUUGAGUAUUGUCAGCUUCUCCUGUCUUACCGCCCCGGCAAUACAGGGUGCGUUGUGUGAGCGUGAUGGAGGUGGGUAUUUGGCAGCCCAGCUGUUUUCUGCAUCGUCUGUGGUUGUUGGUGCAGGGUUUUUAGUUCUCAGUCGGUGGAGUCGAGUAGGAUUGAAGCUGAGAGUGAAGAUUUGA
Messenger RNA from Talaromyces proteolyticus, 1254 nucleotides. Its product is annotated as major facilitator superfamily domain-containing protein. The coding region runs from base 1 to 1254 and encodes 417 amino acids. Gene Ontology annotation, biological process: transmembrane transport. Lineage: Eukaryota; Fungi; Ascomycota; Eurotiomycetes; Eurotiales; Trichocomaceae. The record is from RefSeq and is a predicted model, not a curated record. Gene Ontology annotation, molecular function: transmembrane transporter activity. Gene Ontology annotation, cellular component: fungal-type vacuole membrane. The transcript has a single exon.